Messenger RNA from Cajanus cajan (pigeon pea), 1196 nucleotides. Its product is annotated as peroxidase superfamily protein. Gene Ontology annotation, biological process: hydrogen peroxide catabolic process; response to oxidative stress. The record is from RefSeq and is a predicted model, not a curated record. Gene Ontology annotation, molecular function: heme binding; peroxidase activity. NCBI's taxonomy places the organism in Eukaryota, Viridiplantae, Streptophyta, Magnoliopsida, Fabales, Fabaceae.
AUGGGCACCCAAUUAGUACUGUUGUGUCUAGCACUGAUACUGAAUCUCACUCCAUCCCUUGCAAGAACCACAUUGAACGAAGGCUAUGGUGAUGAUAGUGGGUGUCCAUUAGGGAGUAACAUAUACCAAUACACUUGCCCAGAAGCCGAGGCCAUCAUAUUCUCUUGGGUGGAGCAAGCAGUUUCCGAAGAUUCAAGAAUGGCAGCCUCACUGCUUAGGCUACAUUUCCAUGAUUGCUUUGUCAAUGGUUGCGAUGCUUCGGUAUUGCUAGAUGACACACAGGACUUUGUAGGUGAGAAAACUGCUGCUCCAAAUUUGAAUUCACUCAGAGGAUUCGAAGUAAUUGACAAAAUCAAAUCCGAACUAGAAGUAGUGUGUCCACAGACUGUUUCCUGUGCUGACAUAUUGGCUACUGCUGCUCGAGAUUCAGUUCUUCUGUCUGGAGGUCCAAUUUGGGAGGUGCAAAUGGGAAGAAAAGAUGGUAUGAGUGCUAGCAAGGACGCAGCAAAUAACAACAUCCCAGGCCCAAACUCCACUGUUGAAGUGCUCUUAGCCAAGUUCGAGAACGUGGGCCUUACACUUAAAGACAUGGUUGCCCUUUCAGGUGCCCACACAAUAGGAAAAGCCCGGUGCAGAACAUUCAGCUCUCGUUUACAGAGUAACAGCGACUCAGAAAGUGGCAACAUAGAUUUCCUGGCAUCGUUGCAACAAUUGUGCUCGGGACCCGAUGGUAGCAACACGGUUGCACAUCUUGACCUGGCUACACCUGCCACGUUUGAUAAUCAAUACUUCGUUAAUCUUCUCUCUGGGGAGGGGUUGCUCCCUUCAGACCAGGCUCUUGUUAAUGGCAAUGACCAGACACGACACAUUGUGGAAACCUACGUCGAGAAUCCCUUAGCUUUCUUCGAGGACUUCAAGGUUUCCAUGCUGAAAAUGGGAAGCUUGGGAUCGCCAAAGAGUAAUGGCCAGAUUCGUAGGGACUGCCGAACUAUUAACUAAUUUUACCCUUUUAAGUCAAAAUAAUUUUAGUUCUCAAGAUCAUGUUGCCCUGUGUAGAAUCAAUAUGGUGAUCACAUCAUAAUCGGUUAUUAGGAAGAACUAUGUUAUUACGCUAUUGGUUACUUGAAUCGAGCAUAGUUAAAUUUUAUAAGUAUUUGGUGAAAGCCAUUACUUCGUCGAGCUCCACGUCUGUAAGU